GUUUCCGUGGAGACAGCCGAGCCUGCGGAAGGCGGCGGCGGCGGCACCUGCGAGCAGCGGCUGGGGCAGGUUUUGGUGGUGCAGACUGCGCUGUGAGCAGAGCGGCCACGGGGACCGCCAUGCGCCGGCGGCCGUAACAUGGGCGCCAGCGGGUCCAAAGCUCGGGGCCUGUGGCCCUUCGCCUCGGCGGCCGGAGGCGGCGGCUCAGAGGCAGCAGGAGCUGAGCAAGCUUUGGUGCGGCCUCGGGGCCGAGCUGUGCCCCCCUUCGUAUUCACGCGCCGCGGCUCUAUGUUCUAUGAUGAGGAUGGGGAUCUGGCUCACGAGUUCUAUGAGGAGACAAUCGUCACCAAGAACGGGCAGAAGCGGGCCAAGCUGAGGCGAGUGCAUAAGAAUCUGAUUCCUCAGGUGAGGGGCUGGGCAGUGGUCACAGAGCCUACACUAAGCGUGUGGAGGUGGACCCAGAUGGGAUCUGUUGUCAUGGUGGGGGCUUUUGCGGGGGGAUCUGGGAGGAACAAGGAAGCUUCCUGAAGUAGAGGCCCUGAGCUGACCCUCACUAGCCUCUGUUUCCAUGGCAGGGCAUCGUGAAGCUGGAUACCCCCCGCAUCCACGUGGAUUUCCCUGUGAUCCUCUAUGAGGUGUGACCCUGGGAGGUGGCAGACAGAAGCACCCCCUGCCCCAGCAAGAAACUCCCAGGCUCAAUCAAGGUGUGGCUUCCAUUGAGGAGCCCAGGCUGGGGCCACAACCCUGAAUAAACUCCGUUGGCCCAUAACCUUCAGCUGUGAGCGGGUCAGUCCCGCAGUAUUGGUUGGGUGUUGGUUUGUGUGUGGACAAGAGGUGGUUGGUGGGUGGUGAAGGCUAAUGUCAGAGUUAGCACCCCACUCUCCCAAGCCACCCCUGCAAGCAGCACAGCAGGGCAUAUACCAGUCAGGAAUGCCCGUUACCUGGUUCCUUGCCUGGUCUGCUUUCUUCCAAGUUUGCCUGGGGCCUAGCCCUGCUAGAGGCUACAGCACUUUACAAGCAAGGUAUGCCUUCUUCCAGCCCCUAGGCUGUGGGCACUGUAUACAAGUAGGAACUUCCUUUCCUUCACUUCCCUUUUAACCCCUAGUCAGAGCAUUUCAGCCGUUUGCUACCUCGAUUCCUCCUGUGUUGGACAGAGGCUGGGGGCAGUGCCAGCCUGAUUCUUCCGACCUACCUGCCAUUUGUUCCCGCCUUCAGAUGGAUGGACAGUUUGCUGGCUAUUGAUAGGAGUGGGGACUGGGUGGGGGCUUCUCCCUCUACCCAGGGCUGGGCUGAUCCCCCUACUGCAACUAACUGUUGCCCCCCCCACCCUGAACCCCCAGUUGAGGAGUUGAGAGGGUACAGGCUGGGGUCAGGGUGCAGGCUGCGGAUGCUUGUGCCUAUGGGGAGUUACUCCAACCCACCUAUUCUGUCUAAUCCCCAUGGCUUUGCACCAAAUCCUCCACCCCUCCAAUUGGGAGGGGACUGUUCACCACCUUGUGGUAAGGGACAACACCCUAAGGCUGGUGCCAGUAGUUAUGAGUAGCCUACCACCCCCUCCCUUACAGUAACCCCCACCCCUUCAGGAUCAGUCAAGGGAAAGUACUAGAACCCAUGGGUAGGGAAAGAAAGGAGGGAAAAACCAUAAAAGGAAUACUUAUAAUGUGAAGGUUUGUAAAUAGUCCAUGAUGAUGUCGUGGCAGAGUCUGAUUUCUAUAUAGAGGUGACUUUUUUUUUAAGUACUGUGCAAGCUCUGUGCUUCUAGAAUGUGGGAAAUGGCUUGGGGAGGAUGGCCCCCAGCUUAGGAAGACUGUUGUGUUAUUUGUUCAAUUUCAAUAAAAUGAUUUGUAGAUCCUGCA
Molecule: messenger RNA, 1856 nt
Organism: Pongo pygmaeus (Bornean orangutan)
Lineage: Eukaryota; Metazoa; Chordata; Mammalia; Primates; Hominidae
Gene: TUSC2
Product: tumor suppressor 2, mitochondrial calcium regulator
Exons: 2
Coding region: 139-528 (129 amino acids)
Biological process (GO): regulation of mitochondrial membrane potential; inflammatory response
Cellular component (GO): mitochondrion
Source: RefSeq, a predicted model, not a curated record